GAGUGUAUGGUUUUCUGCUGUCAAAAAUAUUUCAUAGCUUUAGAGCUAUUACUAAUGUUGUAAACUACACGUGGUAUUCUUAUUUUAAAUGUUCGUUGCUACGUAAAAUGAAAUGCAUGUAACCGGUUGUAAAAAAUACACCCCUUAGUAAAAUGGUUUGCCCAUAAUUCAGUGUUUGAACGUCUUUCCCAACUCAUGAGUUGCCUGACCUGUUCCAGAAGAGGUAGUGACAGUAAGAUAAAGAUGAGUUCAGGAGGAGAUUCAAACCCAGCUGCAACUCCCACUCCUUGCCUGGACACUCAGGGAGAUGACCGUUGGAUGUCUAUGCAUAACCGCUUUGUUUCAGACAGUAAAGACAAGGAACCAGAUGUUCUGUUUGUGGGAGACUCGCUGGUGCAGCUCUUACACCAGUUUGAGGUGUGGCGUGAGCUUUUCUCCCCUCUGCAUGCUUUGAAUUUUGGGAUUGGGGGUGAUGCCACACAGCACGUCCUUUGGAGACUUGCCAAUGGAGAGCUGGACCACAUCAGCCCAAAGGUGGUGGUGCUGUGGGUGGGCACCAACAAUCAUGGCCACACUCCAGAGCAGGUCUGUGGAGGCAUCACUGCCAUUGUCCGUCUCAUCAACAGCAAGCUACCCUCUGCUCACACUCUCGUACUGGGUGUGCUUCCCAGGGGCAAGAGCGUGAACCCGCUUCGGGAGAAGAACGCCCUGGUUAACCAGCUGGUGCAGCAGGCCCUGCCCACCCUCUCCAGGGCCUCCUACCUGGAUGUGGACCCGGGCUUCGUGCACUCGGACGGCAGCAUAUCCCACCAGGACAUGUACGACUUCCUGCACCUCACCCCGCACGGUUACCAGGUCGUGUGCCGGCCCCUGCACGCCGCCAUCAAGGCCCUGCUGGAGGCUCCGGGGGCCAACUGAGGGCCGCUUGCGCUGUUAAAGUCGGUUUGUCAGCCUUCGCCUAACCGACAGACAGAGUUAAGGCAGAGGGGACUGGGGCUUCUAUACAGAGGAGUGGGCUGACAGACUGUACAGGGGUUUUUUUUGAAUGCCUUAAACAUUCUAACGCAAACUGGGGAGCCGGGCGGCUCCUGGCGAAACGGUCACGGGGCCUUUACGCACUGUAUCCGGUUGGUAGGUGGAUUUUCAUGUGCUCUCGUUUUAGUAGGGGGAAAAAAAACAAGGGCCGCUGUGGUGUUUGAGUCCUAUGCGGCCCGUGUUUGUUCUUUUUGUCACAGGAUGUAGCCCUCCAUUCUUCAAGUCUUUCAGUCCAUUUUCUCUUAUUUUAUCCUCGUCUCUCAGCGCUUCUGAAGCAAGAGGGUAUGGGGAGGCACUGUGUGCCCGCAACCUUCUUAUGCUUUAUUUUUAUUCUUUUUUUUUUUUUUCAUUGUUUUUUGUUUUUGCAGGAAGUGGUUAUAUUCAACUUUAUUGGCAUUCAUUUCCAAGAGCCUGAACCCUAUAGUUUAGGUCAGACAGGGUUUCUGGUACAUUUAGUGAGGGUUGGUGGCCGCCUCCCCCACACUUAUGACACUAUGAAGACAGGUUGACAGAUUUACAGAGUGAGAAAAGAGGCAGAAGGAUAUAUAUGCACUAAAUCCCAAUUGUGAUGUACCUUAAAGCCCUCAUUGUUGCUUUCACCUUAUCUCUUCAAUGAAUAAAGUACUUUGUCUUUAGCUAGAGCUAGUCUUUUUGUAUGUAUUGUAAUUAUUAUUUCUCACCUUGUGCAUACCUGCAAAAGUGGACAUUCCAUGUUGCUGUGCUACAGUAUAUGCAUUGAAAACAACCUGAUUGUACUGUGUAGCUGCACCCCCAAGCAGCAGAGUAGUCUUGUUUUUUAUUAUUAAAAAAGGUGAUAACAUGGGAA
Molecule: messenger RNA, 1861 nt
Organism: Anguilla rostrata (American eel)
Lineage: Eukaryota; Metazoa; Chordata; Actinopteri; Anguilliformes; Anguillidae
Gene: pafah1b3
Product: platelet-activating factor acetylhydrolase, isoform Ib, gamma subunit
Exons: 6
Coding region: 196-918 (240 amino acids)
Source: RefSeq, a predicted model, not a curated record